CCACUUUUUUUUUUUUUGGCUGUCUUGUUACUCUCUCCUGAUUUACUGCAUGUGCUCACGUGGCCUUGGAAAGGGGGGUUCUCAAACUGUUUUGCUUCCAAAAGGAAAAGAAGCUGGCAGGCAUUCUUAUUUCAGUUCUUGAGUUAUGUAGGUUAAAGCCUCCCAGUGGGAAAAGGGAGAUAUGAGAGAGCAGAUUGCUGGUGGUGAUACUCACAGAAGGAAAAGGGAAAAAGGAGCACAGAAUUCUAGAGCUGCAUCCAGACAAACGGGAGACUUGAGGUGGGGGAUGUGAUAGGAAAGUGCUGCCAGCCCAUGAAUUUCCUGAAGAAACUCCCUUUCCACCAGCACCAACAUGCAGAGCAACUACUCCCUGGUUGUCACCACCAGGGAAAGUCUCCAAGUCCUGUCUACAGCCCUGACAAACUCAUCAGCCGUGUCACACCCAUCCCCUCCCUGUCCCCUCACCUCUUCAGAUUACCAGUUUUCACUCAUUCCAGCCCUCUUCUCUGCAGUUUUUGUUCUUGGCUUGGUUGGCAACAGUGUGGUGGUCGUGGUGCUGUGUCGUCACACUGGCCCCAAGACAGUGGCUAAUAUCUACAUUUUCAACCUGGCUGUGGCAGACCUGCUGUGCCUGGCCACCCUCCCCUUCUGGGCCACCUACUAUGCUCAGGGAUACAACUGGCUCUUCGGGUCUCUCAUGUGCAAGAUCUCCAGUUCUGUCCUGUGUCUCAACAUGUUUGCAAGCAUUUUCUUCAUCACGUGCAUGAGCGUGGACCGGUACCACGCCAUCGUCCAUCCCAUCCACUCCCAGAGGAGAACUCCAAAACAAGCUUAUUUUGUAGCACUGGUUGUGUGGGGGCUGGCCUGUUUGUCCUCCCUCCCAACUUUUUAUUUCAGAGACACUCACUACGUUGAAAGCCUGGAGGUCAAUGCUUGCAUUAUGGCCUUUCCUUACGAGAACUACGCAAAGUGGUCCGUGGCCACCGCCUUCCUGAAAAACACCCUCGGCUUCUUCAUCCCCUUGGCAGUGAUCACCACCUGCUACAUCUGGAUCAGGAGGCACCUGCUGAAAGCACGGCAGUUUGGGAAAAGCAGCCAGAAGAGGGACAAAGUCCUAAAGCUGGUGGCUGCUGUUGUCGUGGCCUUCCUGAUUUCCUGGCUGCCGUUCCACGUUUUGACGUUUCUGAACGCUUUGGCUCACAUGGACAUCAUCGACAGCUGUGAGGUGAUGGGGCUCAUCGACACAGCGCUGCCUUUUGGCAUCUGCAUGGCCUUUGCCAACAGCUGCACCAACCCCCUGCUCUACUGCUUCAUUGGCAACCAGUUCCAGGAGAAGCUGCACCGCCUGUUCAAGAGCAGAGUUCACCAGCUCAACAGCCACCGGGAGAGCUCCUCCAGGAAGGGCAGCUGCCUCAGGGAUGCUGAAACCCCCUUGGGCAAAGAAGGGCAGCCUGAGUCUUUCCUCUAGGCACUGGGGUGGGAUGUGGGGUGAUGCCAGUGCAGGGUCUCUCUGCACUGGUGACAUUCCUCUCUCCUCUUCCCUUUGCUUUGUGCCCAUUCGUUCACCAGCUGUUUGAAGGAGAAUCUGUUUUUGUCAUACAUGGGGAUUUAUUCCUCCUUCCUUUUCACAGCAAGAACUCAAGUUUACACAGAGGGAAGGUUCUGACAAAUAACUACAUUGAUGUAAUUUUAAAAAUCAGCUUUUUUUGUAUGGUUGAGAUCAGGCAAGUGUUAAGUGUAACACAAGAAGUCUGAAUAUACUGAAGGACCAUUACACCAUAGCUACAAUUGCAUAGGUGCUGAGUAUUAGGCCCUAAACUGAUUUUCUAAAAAAGAUUCUCAUUAGAGAAUGUGUAAAUAAAGCAGUGCAGAUACUUCUGUACCAACCUGUAAGAAAAUGUUUUGACAUUUAUUUUGUAUAUUUUAAUUUUUUUUUAAAAUAAAUGACUAGAGAUGUAUAUAAAAUGCA
This is a messenger RNA of Oenanthe melanoleuca, 1969 nucleotides long. It is a transcript of the gene AGTR2, whose product is annotated as angiotensin II receptor type 2. Gene Ontology annotation, cellular component: membrane. Gene Ontology annotation, molecular function: angiotensin type II receptor activity. Bases 353 to 1468 code for a protein of 371 amino acids. The record is from RefSeq and is a predicted model, not a curated record. The transcript is spliced from 2 exons. Gene Ontology annotation, biological process: G protein-coupled receptor signaling pathway; inflammatory response; immune response. NCBI's taxonomy places the organism in Eukaryota, Metazoa, Chordata, Aves, Passeriformes, Muscicapidae.